CUGUCAGGGUCACUGGGAUGCCAAGACCGCGGCUUAGACCCUCGUUGACCAUGCUGUCUCGGGUGGUGCUUUCUGCUGCAGCCACAUUCGCCCCUUCUCUGAAGAACGCAGCCCUCCUUGGUCCAGGGGCAUUGCAGGCAGCAAGGAUCUUUCACACUGGGCAGCCAAAUCUCGCCCCUGUACCACCUCUGCCUGAAUAUGGAGGUAAAGUUCAUUUGGGACUCAUCCCUGAGGAAUUCUUCCAGUUUCUUUAUCCUAAAACUGGUGUAACAGGACCCUAUGUGCUUGGAACUGGGCUUAUCUUGUAUAUUCUAUCCAAAGAAAUACAUGUGAUUACUGCAGAGACCAUGACUGCCAUAUCAACAAUAGGGUUUCUUAUCUAUAUAGUUAAAAAAUAUGGUGCUUCUAUUGGAGAAUUUGCUGACAAACUGAAUUAGCAAAAAAUUGCCCAACUGGAAGAGGUGAAACAGGCAUCCAUUAAACAACUCCAGGAUGUCAUUGAUUUGGAGAAGUCACAGCAGGCACUGGUUCAGAAGCGCCAUUACCUUUUUGAUGUCCAGAGGAAUAAUAUUGCUCUGGCGUUGGAGGUUACUUACCGGAAAUGGCUGCAUAGAGUAUACGAGGUAAAGAAUCGCCUGGACUAUCAUCUCUCUGCGCAAAACAUGGUACUUCGGAAGGAACAAGAGCACAUGAUAAACUGGUUGGAGAAACACGUGAUACAGAGCAUCUCUGACCAGCAGGAAAAGGAGACAGUUGUCAAGUGCAUUGCAGAUCUAAAGCUGCUCGCCAAGAAGGCCUGUAAAUGCUUCUGUCUCAUUUGGGGCAGCUAG
This is a messenger RNA of Manis javanica (Malayan pangolin), 830 nucleotides long. The record is from RefSeq and is a predicted model, not a curated record. NCBI's taxonomy places the organism in Eukaryota, Metazoa, Chordata, Mammalia, Pholidota, Manidae.